Molecule: messenger RNA, 3804 nt
Organism: Symbiodinium sp. CCMP2592
Lineage: Eukaryota; Dinophyceae; Suessiales; Symbiodiniaceae
Source: the annotation of a GenBank genome assembly
AUGGAGGAGGCUCUUGCCGAUGUGCGUGGCCAGGCCGUGGCUCUGGUGUGUGACUCCACCUACACCGCGCACUCGAUCUGUGGCUUCCGCAUCUUCGAGGACCGCGGGCGCCGAGGCUGCUGGAGGCAGAUGAAGCGGCUCUGCUCAGAGUCGGGCUUGGCCAAGAUGUGGCUGAAUAUGAGCGAAGCUUUAUUGGGCACCGGCCCGCUGGACUUCUUCCGCAGUCAGCCUCGCGGUGUGAAGGAGAGGCGUCUCGUUGAGGCGGUGCAGCGCGUCAAGAACCUGCAGGCAACCACUCCGCCGCCUCGCGGGAGCUCUCCGAUCGAAGAAGCCGGACUACUGGCUGUGGAGCUGGUGCUGGAUCCGUUGGCUUCCGAAGAAGCUCGCAUCGGCUUGCAUGUAUGGCCAGGCUCGUCCCCGGCCCAAGCAUAUCGGAAAAUGAUGAGGCUUUGUCAUCCCGAUAAGCUGGGCGCUUCAAAAGCCACCAGCGCCGCCAUCGAGCUGUCCAGCCUGCAGGAGGCCAUCCAGGCCGAACGCGACGACUUCCCAGAUGCGCCUCUCACGCUGGCCGAGACUCGCCUCAUUGCAGCCCUUGGGCGAGUGGACUCGGAGCGCACUGCGCCUCCUGCUCAGGCUCGCCGAAAAAAGCAAAACAAAAAGACGCGCCGCAGCAUCUUGAGUCUCGGACAGGCCGACUCUCGUCAAGGCCGCUCGGCAAACGUCGUUGAUGCGGCUCUGAAACCCUUGUCCCGGACAGGCUUCAUCUUCGGCAGGUUCUUCGACGAACGAGCCCGCGGGUUUCGAGGCCGGCUGGGGUUCUCUUUCGGACUUUGGGUUGCUAGUGCUUCCUGUCAGGCCGCCGCUCCAUCGACUCCAGCCCCACCGAGUUCGGACGGUCCUUCUGCUGACCAGGCCGGAUACCGGAGCCAUCAAAGGCAUCGCGUGCAUGGAGCAGCUCCGAAGGCCAAGCGAGGACCGGGUCGGCCGAGGAAGACCGCGCCUCCGGCUCAGGAGGCUCCUCCGGCUCAGGAGGCGUCCAGUUCGGCGCCCAGCACAGGCAAGCGCAAGGCGGAGGACUUGCUCAUCGUGGAGGAGCCGGUGAACAAGGCGAGCAUCGAGGCCUUCAUGAAGCUCCGCGGCGCGCGGAAGGUGAUCCUCGCCACCGGGUACAGCCUCUUCGAAACGCUCGGCUUCUUCUUGGUCCGGCGGGGCGGCAAUGGCUGCGUCACGACAAGCUGGCGCGAGAGCAAGUUGCCCGGCGACAUCCUCGGCCGCCGCUUCUCGGGUGUGGACUUUGACGUGGAGCCGCCUGUGGUCUUCUGCGAUGUGCCGCACAGCCACGCCUGCACCUCGGCCUUCGCGCACUGCCGACUCGUCAAGGAGAUCUGCCGCCAGGGCAUCGACGGCUGGGUGGACGUGGACGUGGUCAACAGCGUCUUCUCGCAGUUCGAGGCCAACUUCAAGGAGUGCCCCGAGGCGGUGAAGCGCUACAACAAGGACCGCGACGGCAUGGUCGCGGCGGUGCGCGAGGCCUACGGCUGCUCCAGGGACGUGGCGAAGCGGCUCUUCAUCCGCUUGGGCUUCAUGGGCAAGCUGGAGUCGUGGCUCCAAGACUUCGGGCUGGAGAAAAACAACAGCCCUCUGGAGGCGGAGCUGGUGUCCUUCGGCGAGGACAUGCGGAGCUUCGGGGAGGCCCUGGCGGUGGAGCAUGCUCACUGGUUCGAGCUCUUCAAGGGCAAGAAGUACCCCCUGGGAAGCUUCAUGUCCGCGAUCUACUUCAAGCUCGAGCGGCAGUUCCUCGACCGCAUGAUCGCGGCGGUCCCUGUGCCGGCGAAGGUCCUGAGCUACGAGCACGACGGCCUCGGCAUCCAGCUGAACGGCUUGAGCGAGGCUGCUCUCCUGGCGGCCCUGAACGACCUCGACCCGCUCCUGCAGGUGACGAUCAAGGCGCCUCAGGACCCGGUCAAGCUGGCCAAGGAGCAGUUUCCGGAGGAGGAGUGGGACGGGCCAGCGGCGGUGUCGAGUCUCCCGUUCGAUGCGGCUGAACUGCAUCGAGCGCUCUUGGUGACCCGGCGCUGCAUGGGUCAAGGCGAGACGGAGGAUCAUCCCAGACCCAACGCCACCGACAACACGGUCGACUUCGGACGAGUCCUGGCUGCUCGCUUGGAAAGCGAUGUGCUCGUGCCAGAGAAUGAUUCCGUGUUCCUUCAGUUCCAGCCUCAGAAAGGGCGGUGGGAAGUGCACAAGGUGUGUGAGAAAGGCCUCCACGCCUUCGCCCGCCAGCAUCGCGAGAUCUUCGAACCGGUUCACUGCCAUUGGGUUGAUGGCACUCUCAAGCAAGGCCGUCGAGGCGACAGACUGCGACCGCACGUCGAGCCCACUGUUCCCUUGGGGCGACCGGCCUUCCUGAAUGCCCUGGCGCAGGAGGCCCUGAUCUACCUGCGGUGCCCUGCUCCCAAGCUGGACGACCCGCUGCGCACCAACCACCGGGUUCUCUUCGAGGACGGCUGGGUCUACGACUUCCGCGACGGCAGCUUCUCCCGCGCCAAGAGGAGCGACUUCUUCAAGCGCAGCAUGCCCUGGAAGCACAGGCAUCCCGAGUGGUGGGGCAACAAGGAGAUGCGCAAGGCCGCGAAGGAGCUGAUGGAGCUCUUGAAGAAGAACCCGAGGGCCUCGGUCGUGGAGGACUCCCUGCGCACGGAGGAGACGUUCGGCAUGCGCCGAAGGGACGCCCGGCGGGUCAUCCAGCUCCUGGAGAAGCUCUCCGCCUACGACCCCUUCCUGAAGUGGCUGCUCGCCUCCAACGAGGACGUGGACGAGGCCGUCUACGUGGGCAAGAACCUCGCCCGGGCGAUCGCGGGCCAUCCGGCCUUCUGCGAGCUGAUGUGGAACUGCGGGCCCGCGCAGAGUGGCAAGGACCUCGGCGUCUCCAUCAUGCAGAAGCUUGCGGGCACGGGCCCCACGGGCGGCUACUGCGCGGCUUUGAAAUGGGGGUAUUGCAUGAAGGGCGCCAACAGCUCCAUCGAAGGAUGUUCGCCCUUCCUCUCGGCCAUUGAGGGGGCGAGGUUCGUCUUCAUCUCGGAAGUCCCCAACCGGCGCAUCUCCAUGGCCCUCCUCAAGCCUCUCUGCGAACAGCGCGGUGCUGAGAUCGCUUCCCGAGGCCUCUACCGCGGCGGCAACGAGUCCUUUACUCCUACUGCUCUGAUCGUGCUGACCUCGAACUUUCAGCCCCGCCUCGCCCACGACGAGCGCCAGGACACCGGCAGUUCCACCAGAGUGAAUGUCAUCGCCGCCUCCAGCAUCUUCACGGAGAACGUGCACCUGGCCACCCAUCAGCAGAGCGACUCCCGGCUGGCGGACGAUGUGCUCGAGGGCAAGCUCACGGCCUGCGCUUUUUACUGGCUCUCGGAGUUCUACCACCUGCUGGACCUGGUGGAGCACACGAGGAACGUGGCGCCCCGCCCCGACAGGAUCAAGCAGGUCUCGGAGAUGUGCUUCUACGUGGCGCCCGAGGAAUCCCGCUGGCUCCAGUGGCUCGCGAAGGUCACCUACACGGAUGACAUCAACGAGGCCUCGACCAUCGCCGAGGUUCACGAGAGCGGGCGGAGCGCCUUGCAAGGCUCCGAGGAGGAGGGGCAGCUGAUGCCGAAUCUGACCAAUGCCGGCUUCACGGACAAGCCACGCGAUGCGACCAAACGGGUCUACAAGCGGCUGGUUCCGGGCCCAGAUGGCAGGCAGAUUCUGAGGAUGGUGAUCGCCCCGCCACCGCAGCCCUACCGAUUCUCGGGCUACGAGGCGGCCUAG